This is a messenger RNA of Nematostella vectensis (starlet sea anemone), 1597 nucleotides long. RefSeq names its product homeobox protein BarH-like 2. Gene Ontology annotation, biological process: regulation of DNA-templated transcription. Gene Ontology annotation, molecular function: DNA binding; DNA-binding transcription factor activity, RNA polymerase II-specific. The record is from RefSeq and is a predicted model, not a curated record. NCBI's taxonomy places the organism in Eukaryota, Metazoa, Cnidaria, Anthozoa, Actiniaria, Edwardsiidae. The transcript has 2 exons. Bases 269 to 982 code for a protein of 237 amino acids.
CUAUUAAUACUUUUAGCACGCAAAUUGGCUCUCUAAAACGCUUAAUAAAGCCCCAAAGGGCCCGUUUGUUUACUCAAGACAUUUACAAGUCUGUCAAUCACCGACUGAACGAGCCACUCGUCUGCAAAAGGCCUGGCAAUAAAGAAGCCAUUUAAGUGCUCGAAAAAGAGUAUUCCGCCAGAGGGGAUUCGAACUUCAAACAAGUAUCUUCACAAAGGUUUCUGCAACAGAGUUGAAGUGCAGUAAAUCGCAAACGACCCGGGCCGACAUGUUUUACCAAGACCCGUUCCUAUUUUAUCAGCAGUCUCCACACUACUCUCCUCACAACAUUGUCCCUCCUUCUCCCAAAUACAGCCCUCAUCUAAUGGGAGAUUGCUCCGCGCAAUCUGCGUAUUUCGUCUCUAAACAACCUUCACAUUACCAAGACGUUUGUCCACAAAAGCCAUCGCCCAGGAGCGCAUUCGACUGCAGCAUGCAGCCUUUCCUUCCUCAACCACAAAUGCCUAAAGUUUCACAAGAUUCUCGCUCUGAUAUCCUUCAUAGUCUGCCAGUAUAUUUUCGCGUCAAGCCAAGCCUGAGAACUCCAAGUGGACGUAAAUGUCGAAAAUCACGCACAGUUUUUACCGAUUUACAGCUAAGAGUGCUUGAGAAAACCUUCUCCGAGCAAAAAUACCUCGACUCGACAAACCGCGCGAAACUCGCGCAGAUUCUCGGCUUGAACGAAGCACAAGUGAAAACAUGGUUUCAGAACCGACGAAUGAAAUGGAAGAAGAAGAAUAACAAAAACAGUUCAGUGGAAAAGGACAAAGAAAAGUCGGAAAGUUCAUCUUCGGGGGUUAAAGACAAAACGCCUGCGAGACCAAGAGAAGAUAGAGCCGUCGAGAUAACGUCGGCAACGGAAAAAACUGUCGUCCAAAAGCGAGAGAAUGUUAGCAGAGAACAGAGAAGCGAACAAAACAGUCUUUCGUCGAUGACAUUGUAGUGUAUAUAACAACAAUGAAUGCACUCAGAGUUGAGAAAAAACAUGAUAAAGUCUAGAAUUCUGCGGGUAGUCUAGUUAAUGGCUUUCUGCAGAAAAUGCUAACUAGAUGUUGGGCAAGUGGGGGGAUAUAUUCCGAUAUGUCUUUUUAAUUAUUGUAGGCUUUGAAAAGAAAAUGUCAAGGUAAAAUAACCAUAUUUAACGCGAGAAAAAUAGGGUUUGCAAGGUCGGGGUAAAAAUAAAUGUAUUAGGAAAAAUUCCCGAAUUUGUAUCAUAUGUAAAUGAAAGAUUCAUUACCCACAACCUUCGCACAAAAUGAGUUGUUUUAUUCUUUUUUUUGCGGUUUUGUUAACUAUUGUCAUUAUUGCUAUUAUAUUAUUCGCCAAGGAACUCAUCGUCAAUUUCGCAAGCAUGAAGAGUCAUUCUUGUUUUUAGGUUUUCCGUCAAAAGUCAGUAAAAUGCGCAAAUAAAUUAACAUCAAAUCAAAGUUUUGCCCCAACAGUUUUAACUACUUUAGUUGUUAUAGUUAUUGACUUAAAAUACAACGUUUAACGAGCUGUAAUUAGUAGAAAAUGUACUAUUGCAAAGGGUAAAGUGUAUUAAAGUUUACUAAAAGGA